UCCCCAGAAUUCCGUUCGACCGGAUAUCAAAACUACAUGCGCACCUGUAAAGGAGAUUUCUGCAAUAAGUGCAAUUCGUCCGACAAUAUUGUUGAACUAAAAUUAGAAGUUAAAUAAUAGACUGUUGGAUGAUUAUUUAAACCAAAGCCAGUGAACAGAAAGUAUGGGGAAACCAAAGAAAGGCAAGAAGGGACAAGCAGAUGACUUUAGUGAUGAGGAAGUUGUCAUCGACCCACUGGCAGAAAUGGAACAUAAAGAAACAAACCCUCCCCCUGUCGCCAAGGCAACAAAGAAAGGAAAGAAAAACAGGAAGAGAGACGAUGAUUUUGAAGACAAUGUGGCAUCAGAAAUAGCUGCUCUCUCACUUGACAUGAAGUCGGAAGAGAAUGGUGAAGAUGUACAACCAGCUAAAAAGAAGGAGAAGAAGAAGAAAAAGAAGAAGGCUGUGGACAGUGAUGACGAAGAAGACGAUGGUGAGGACGCCGCAGUGAAAACAAAGGGAAAGAAGCCAAUGGCCUCAUUUCAGAUGCUGAUGAUGGAUGACGAUGAUGACGAUGAGGAUGAGGCAAAAAGUGACAAUGAAUCAACUCAAGAAAUGAAAACUGAAAAUGUUGUCCUUGAAUCUGUUCUCGAAAGUACAACCAAGUCUAAAAAAGAUAAGAAGGCCAAGAAAAAAGAAAAGGCCAAAACUGCAGAAGAAGAAGAUAUUGAUGCAAUUUUAGCAGCUCUGGAAAAACCUGCAGAGAAGAAGAAAGGGAAGAAAGGAAAGAAGGCAGAAGAAGAUAGUGUUGCCAUGGAAACAGAUCAGAUUGAGGCUGCCCCUGCUGCAGCUGAAGGCCAAGUCGUAACAAUGGACGAUAUGGAAGCUGAAUAUGAAGACAAGAAGAAGAAAAAGAAGAAGAAGGAGAAGAAAGUGGAGAAGGCAGAAGAUGAUGACGAUGAGAAGGAGGAGGAGGAAGACGAGGAGGAAGGUAGCACUGUCAAGUCCGCAGCACAGAAGAAGAAAGAGAAGAAGGAACGUGAACGCCUCAAGAAGUUACAGAAGAAGAAGUCUGUGCCAAAGGAUGGAGAGAAGGAAGAGCAGAAGGAAGGAGAGGCUGAAGCUGAGAAGAUAGAAGAAGGAACAGAGGCAGCAGCUGAUGGGGCAGGAGAAGAAGAGGAGGGGACGAAAAAGAAGAAGAAAAAGAAAAAGGGAGAGAAGGAAAAGGAAGAGAAAGUCAAGCCUAACAAGAAGGUUGCAGCCAUCAAGGCCCAUCUGAAGAUGAUUCAGGAAGAGCAGGAGAAGCUGAGACAAGAAGAAGAGGAGAGAAUCAGACUGGAGGAAGAGGCAGAGAAGGCGCAUGAGGAACAGGUGCGUCUGGAGAAGGAGAAGAGAGAGAAGAAGAAGCUAAAGGAGAAGGAGAAGAAGGACCGGCUGAAGGCCGAGGGGAAGUUGCUCAACGCCAAGCAGAAGCGUGACCAACAGAAGAUCAACCAGAUGUUGAUGGCCAUGAGAGAACAAGGCCUUGAGAUUCCCGAUAAGGACGCCACUCAAAAGAAGCGACCGUUCUAUGGAGACAAGCGGAAGAAGAAGGAUCACCAGAAGGAUCCUGCAGCAGAGCAGACACCUUCACCAUCUGAGGAGAAGACCCCGGUGAUUGAGAACGUCCCUGAGAAGGCAGCUGUGGAAGAAACAGGGAAGGAGGAACCAGCUACUGAAGUAAAGGAUUCCUGGGAGGAUGCAGAUGAGGGCGUGAAGGAUGCAUGGGAUCUGUCUGAUGAGGAGGAAACAAAGCUGGAGAAAACAGCAAACGAAUCCAAGACAGAAUCAGCAAAACCGUCGACCUCAGGAAAAGAGGAAUCCGACGAAGAAGAGGAGGAAUCGGAGGAAGAAAGUGAUGAGGAGAGUGAUGAAGACAGUGAUGAGGAGACAGAGAGCAGUGAAGAGUCAUCUGAUGAAGAAGACAUGACUCCCAUCGAGAGGGGUAGGGAGAAGAUAGAGAAAUGGACUCGAGAAUGUGCAAAGAAGAGAACCACGGAUGUUCUUCGAGCUCCUGUUGUUUGUGUGCUGGGUCACGUUGACACGGGCAAGACGAAGAUCCUUGACAAGCUGCGGCGGACAAACGUGCAGGACGGGGAGGCCGGCGGGAUCACGCAGCAGAUCGGAGCCACCAAUGUGCCGGUGGAAGCGAUCAUGGAUCAGACAAAGAUGUGCAAAGAGUUUCAGAAGCAGGAGCUCAAGGUGCCUGGUCUCCUCAUCAUCGACACACCCGGCCACGAGUCUUUCAGCAACCUGCGAUCACGUGGCUCCUCUCUCUGUGAUAUUGCCAUCCUUGUUGUGGACAUCAUGCAUGGUCUGGAGCCACAGACUAUAGAAUCCAUCAACCUUCUCAAGGAGAAAGACACACCAUUCAUAAUUGCCUUAAAUAAGAUUGACCGCCUGUACCAGUGGAAGGCUGGCGCCGGCAGUGAUGUCCAAAAUGUGCUGAAGAAACAGACAACACACACGCGCAGCGAGUUUGACGAGAGAAUGAACCAAGUUAUAGUGCAAAUGGCUGAACAGGGUUUGAACACAACGUUAUUCUUCAACAACAAAGAUCCAUCAGAAUACAUCUCCAUGGUGCCAACCUCAGCCCACUCCGGUGACGGCAUGGGCAACCUGAUCGCCCUCAUCUGUGAGAUGUCACAGACAGUGUUGGCCGAGAGAGUGUCGUACAGUGAGGCCCUUCAUGCGACAGUGAUGGAGGUGAAGGCACUGCCAGGGCUCGGCACAACGAUUGAUGUCAUCCUGGUUGAUGGAAAGAUUAACGAGGGAGCCAGUGUUGUCUUGGCAGGAACUGAUGGACCAAUUGUCACCCAGAUACGAGGUUUACUCAUGCCUCAGCCAAUGAAAGAACUCAGAGUGAAGAACCAGUACGAGCACCACAAGGAGGUGAAAGCAGCUCAGGGAGUGAAGAUCAUUGCCAAAGACCUUGAAAAGGCGCUGGCCGGACUUCCGCUGUACGUGGCUCGUGACAAGGAAGAGGAGGAGUAUUACAAGAGUGAAGUCGCCAAAGCACUCAAAGAUGUCCUGGAGUCCAUCAAGCUUUCAGAGAGAGGCGUGUUUGUCCAAGCCUCGACUCUGGGCUCGCUUGAAGCCCUGCUAGAAUUCCUCAAAACUUCCAAAAUCCCUUAUGCCGGUAUUAAUAUUGGUCCCGUCCACAAGAAGGAUAUCAUGAAAGCUUCCAUAAUGUUGGAGCACGACAGUCAGUAUGCUGUGAUAUUAGCCUUUGAUGUGAAAGUUGAACGUGAAGCCCAAGACAUGGCAGACAAUCUCGGCGUGAAGAUAUUCAUGGCGGACAUCAUCUACCACUUGUUUGAUAGAUUCAUGGAAUUCAGAGCGGAGCUGAAGAGGAAAAAACAGGAGGAGUUUAAACAUAUAGCAGUGUUUCCUUGUAAACUGCGUGUUUUGCCUCAGUUCAUAUUUAACUCCCGGGACCCCAUAGUGUUGGGAGUAUCAAUAGAGAAUGGUUUCAUUAAGGAGGGCACGCCCGUUUGUGUGCCAUCUAAGGAGUUUGUGGACCUGGGCCGCAUCACAUCAAUAGAGAACAAUCACAAGAAUGUGGACAUGGCGCGGCAGGGGCAGGAAGUGUGUAUCAAGAUAGAGUCCCUCCCAGGGGACACGCCCAAAAUGUAUGGCCGGCAUUUUGACCACACAGACAUCCUUGUAAGCAAGAUUUCCCGGGAAUCUAUUGAUGCAGUAAAGGACUACUUUCGUGAUGACAUGCAGAAACAGGAUUGGAUGCUGAUUGUGGAACUCAAAAAACAGUUUGCAAUUAUUUGAAUUAGGUCAAAGGUCAAGGUCAUCUGGAUUCCAACAAUUUGACUACAUUCAUAAGCAUAUAUGUUUCUGAUACUGAUAGUCUUGGAGUCACCAGCAUCUAGUGCAUUUGGCAAUCAGCCACUGGUUCCUACAUGUUUAUGCUUGAGAUUCGAGAGAGAAAAAUUAUUCCCUCAAACUUAUUACAUUGAACUGAAAAAAAUCUUUAUUGAUUGAUUAUCAACAUUGAGUAAGAAUUUGACCGCAAAAUCUGAUUGCAUGAACCAUUGUGCAUGUUCUUUCACUUAAUCGGUCAGUUCUGUACAUAAGUGCCAAAUCUUUAACUCUCAUACCGGUAUGUAUUUGAAAUACUAGUGAUAAGUAUUCAUUGGGAAGGGUAGGCCCCCUUCAUCUGUAGAAGAGAUGCCACUGUCCUCUUUCAUCAUCUAGUAGUUACUACAUAAUUCAAGUUCCCAUGUUCUAAGUACAAAGUUUUAUGGUGAUAUGUAAGAUUGUAAUUUGUAUUAGGUUAUUCUUAUUGUAAUAUUUUUGAAAAUAUGUUAACCAUGUUCAGGAGAAGAUAAUGAAAACUAGACAAUUUGAUAUUAUGAACUUCAUUCCAUAAAGAUCGUGAGCAUGUUACACAACGUAAGCCCUAAAUAAUAUUGUUAUGUGUGGAUGCUGUUACUACGAUUACAGGAUUUUUUUAAGAAAGAAGAAAUAAUUUUGGCACAUACCUUGGUUGGAGUUUGUCCUGUUUGGUGUACUUGUAGUCGUGAUUGUUAUUUGCAGCAUGUUUUUCGCUGUUUGUAUUACCGACUUGUUUCAGCUGUUGAGUGGCAUCCCAUCACUGCUUGAUGAGGUCUUCAUUAUGAUGUUUAUAUAUCAUUCCGAUACUCAGAGCUUGUGUGCAAGGAAUGAAGACAUGACUUAAGUACAAUGUCUGGCCCAGACUACACCUGGAAACUCAUUAAGCACUGUGAACUAUACUACUCAAAGGAAGUUAAAAAAUACCUGAUUCAUUACUACAUUCAUGUUACUACAGGUAAUUUGUCAUAUGAAAGAAUUGGGUGUUCUUUAACUCCUUUUGAUAAGUACAUAUAUUUCCAUGUAAAAUUACAGAAUACUGUUCAAAGAGGUGUCAAACCCAUCUAACUCACUCACUAUGCUGCAAAAUGUUGAUCUACUUUGGGAUUUCUGGUCAGAAUCAGCCCCGGUAGUUUGGCGGGGAUUCGAGUGCAACCCCCAUCCAGACGGCGAGCACAAAUCCCUGUCACACAUAUUUGUCCAGAAUUUUGCAGAUAAUACUUCUUAGCAACCCACUUUAGUGUAAUCUGAAAUGUGAAAUUAUUACUCUAAAAUGUGGGUGAUGUUAUUUGAGUAAUAGUGAGGGAGGGCAAUUGUGACCAUUUGGAGGAACAUGCAGCGUUAUUGUUUCAACUGCCGGAUAGAUAUCAAUGAUAUCUCAGACAUUUAUCAAUGUCAUAUGUCAAUAAUUCCUGCGAAUGUGUUAACCUCUAUUAGAUCAUUGUCAUAAAUCCUGUAUCACCCUAUAAAAUCUUUUAGAUUUUCAACAGAUGAGCUCUUCACUGUCAGCUAUCCAUAAUCAGUCAAUAGGGAAAUAGGCUUCCUUUGCCUAGUGCUCUUGCGCAUGCGUAACGUGAGAAAACCUCCCUCGUUUCCUGUGUGUGCGGCGUGAACAUGGAAAAGAUAUUCUGAGUUUCAAGCACAGGUUUGGCUUAGUUUUUAUGGGAAUGAGAUCAGUGUCUUAUGUAGAUAUCGCCAAACAUUCAUGGAAAUUCAGCAUAUAUGAAAAUAUAGGAGCAGUGGUGCUAAACAUUUUUCAACAUGUAUAUGUUAAAUUGGUUUUGCUUUAAGCAAAGUUUAACAAUUAUUUCAUGGGACAGAAUUGUACAUGUUUAUGAAUGUUUUUGUUUUUUAUGCAUAAGAAAUAUGUCAGACGAGGUGAUAAUUGUUUUGAUAUGCGAUAAUAACUCUGUUUCCAUGGUGAAAUAUACUCUUAAUUCAUAUAUUUGAAGGCAGUUAUAAGACCGAUUGAACUGCAUAUAUGUUUGGGCGGAAGUGUGCGAUGUUUUCUUUGAUAGUUUGUGAAGAAUUAGAAGGGUAUUUCUAUUAAAAGGAUCGAUUUCAAUGUGAAUAAAAUGACAGUGCCCACAUCACAAAGUGUAGAAUUGAUGAUAUGUACAAUAUGUCUUUACAUAAAGGUGAGAAGAAUAUCAAGAUGUCAAUAAUAUACCUACAUCUUGUGUCAUAUAUUGAACCAGACAGUUUUACCUGUGGGCUUACCUGUCGUUCCACCAUUUGCUGGGCAGAGAUGCAUCCCUUUUGCCUACAAGACUUGCUGAUCGUGGGUUCAAAUCCCAAAUUCACACUGAUGAUGAUGUUUGGUUUGUCUGCACCAUAGUUUGUUUUAGGUUUCUACAGCCUGUAUUCUCUUCCAAAAUGGCAAACUUCUUAGUUUAGGGUCUGGACUUCUCUUCAAGAUGAAACUGACACGCCAUAUAUAUAUAUGAAAUAGUAUUCUAAGUGAUGUUAAAACAACUUACAAAUUUAUGUUUGUGGUAAAGUGCUGAUAUACAAGAUGUAUUUGUAAAAUAUGGACUUAAGUUUCAAAUAAAGCUGGAAUUUGUGACUAUGGUUUGAAUCUGUAUUCACAGUUUUCUAUUUAUAGUCUGUGUACAUGGUUUGUAUAUAGUCUUUAUUCACAGUGUGUAAUUAGGGCGUGUAUUCACAGACUGUAUUCACAGUGUAAUUAGGGCAUGUAUUCACGGUGUAUAUUCACAGUGUGUAGUUAGGGUGUGUAUUCACGGUCUGUAUUCAAACUGUGAAUUAGGGCAUGUAUUUUAAGUGUUUAUUCAUGGCCUGUAUUCACAGUGUGUAAUUACGGCCUGUAUUCACGGUCUGUAUCACACUGUGUAAUUAGGGCAUAUAUUCAAAGUGUGUUAUUAUGGCCUGUAUUCACAGUGUGUAAUUACGGCCUGUAUUCACUAUCUGUAUUCACAGUGUGUAAUUACGGCCUGUAUUCACAGUCUGUAUUCAGUGUGUAAUUACGGCUUGUAGUCAUGGUCUGUAUUCACACUGUGGAAUUACGGCUUGUAUUCACAGUUUGUAAUUUGGGUGUGUAUUCAGUCUGUAUUCACUGUGUGUAAUUACGGCCUGUAUUCAUGGUGUGUAUUCACGGUGUCAUUAUGGCCUGAAUUCAUGGUGUGUAUUCACAGUGUGUAAUUAUGGCCUGUAUUCAAGGUCUGUAUUCACAGUGUGUAAUUAAGGCCUGUAUUCACAGUCUCUUCCCACUAUGGAUUUAUGGCCUGUAUUCAUGGUGUGUAUUCACAGUGUAAUUAUGGCCUGUAUUCACGGUCUGUAUUCACAGUGUGUAAUUACAGCCUGUAUUCACGGUCUAUUCACAGUGUGGAUUUAUGGCCUGUAUUCAUGGUGUGUAUUCACACUGUAAUUAUGUCAUGUAUUCAUGGUAUGUACUCACAUAGACUUGUUCAUGUAGACUUGUCCCACUUCAAGUCAGAAAAUUCACUUGUGAUACUCCUGCUAUGUGAAACUCAUACCUGUGCCUCAUGCCAGUGUGUAUCUGUAUUUAUGCUCAUAAACUAUUCACUCAUUGUAUAUUUGCUUCACAUUGACCUUACUUCAUCCAUGUAUUUAUUACGUCAGUUACUGUCAAAAUGUAUCCUUGCAGCUUUUUGAAUUCCGUGGAAAAUUAUGUAUUACAAUUUUUAGCUCACCAGGACCAAAAGUCCAAGUUAGUUUAUGACAUGACACGUUGUCGGUUGCCUGUUCUUCAACCCCUUGUAUUGUUUGACUUCUCAAGAAAUAUAUAUUUGAAACAUUGGAAAUCGAAAAUCUUUUACGAAGAGGAAUUCUUAGAAAGCUCAAAGCCUGAAGAGCUGGAGAUGUGUAGGACCAUAAUGUGGAAUUGAAUGGAAAACAAUUUUUAGUUGGAGAAACUGUUAAAGCAUCAGAUUCUCAGAAUCUAAGUGGCAGGUACCACUACAUAAGGGUAGUGGGGAACUGGUUACUCUGAUUGCCCUGGAACUGGGUACAAUGAUUGCCCUGGAACUGGGUACUCUGAUUGUCCUGGAACUGGGAACACUGAUUGUCCUGGAACUGGGUAUUCUGAUUGCCCUGGAGCUGGGUACCCUGAUUGUCCUGGAACUGGGUACUCUGAUUGUUCUGGAACUGAGAACUCUGAUUGUCCUGGAACUAGGAUCUCUGAUUGUCCUGGAGCUGGGUACUCUGAUUGUCCUGGAACUAGGAAUUCUGAUUGUCCUGGAACUGGGUACUCUGAUGGCCCUGAAACUGGGUGUUCUGAUUGCCCUGGAGCUGGGUACUCUGAUUGUCCUGAAACUGGGAACUCUUAUUGUCCUGGAACUGGGAACUCUUAUUAUCCUGGAGCUGGGUACUCUGAUUGUCCUGGAACUGGGUACUCUGAUUGUCCUGGAACUGGGUACUCUGAUUGCACUGGAGCUGGGUACUCUGAUUGUCCUGAAACUGGGUACUCUGAUUGCCCUGGAACUGGGUGUUCUGAUUGUCCUGGAACUGGGAACUCUGAUUGUCCUGGAGCUGGGUACUCUGAUUGCCCUGCAACUGGGUAUUCUGAUUGUCUUGAACUGGGUACUCUGAUUGUCCUGGAACUGGGUACUCUGAUUGUCCCGGAACUGGGUACUCUGACUGCCCUGGAACUGGGUACUCUGAUUGCACUGGAGCUGGGUACUCUGAUGGCCCUGAAACUGGGUACUCUGAUGGUCCUGGAUCUGGGUACUCCCCAUCACUAACUCUGCUCACUUGACUCCCUGUAGUGUGUGUGCCAGUGUGGCACUGUGUGGUGCAUCUGUGCAGGGAUGUACCUACAUCAUUUUGAGCUUUCCUCCCAUAAUAGUAGCGCUGGGGUAGCCUAGUGGUUAAAGUGUUCUCUUGUCACACCGAAGACCAAGGUUCGAUUCCCCAUAUGAGUACAAUGUGUUAAACCCAUUUCUGGUGUCCCCCCAAUACUCACUCCUCCCAUAAUACGUAAUAAUAAUAAACAUUGCCAGUGUCCUGCUACAGUGAGGUGCAGCUGUCUUACAGUCACUGAAUCAUAUUAUUUUUAUACUUCUUACCAGCCCUUACUGUAAUGAUUAGCCCUAUAUUAUGCAAGUAUGGAUUUUCCAAAGGUUCAAGAAUCUCCCAUCUCACUGGGACCUCUUUUCAAUUUAAAUGGAGUUGCUUUUGCCGAUCAAAAGUAUGUAUUUUCAGAGACUUGGGGUUAGUCUAGUGUCUGUGUCAUGACCAGUGAAACAGCCACAAAUCCUAUUCUCAGUAAUGUUUCGUGUGCUGUAUGCCAUGUGUAUAAUGUCACUCUCUGUAUCAUCAUCCAUAAGUUCCCCAUCACACCCUCCCAGCAUUGUGACUUUAUCUAUUGAUAAACAUGAUGUUGCUUGAAUCAAAACUCCAGAUUCUACAUAAAGCCAGAUAUUGAUAAAGUAUAUAUUUUCAAACAUGAUGCUUGAUAUAUGAAAAAAUAUCAAUGUGGAAGAAUGUACAGAUUGAAGUUAGUGUAUAUAUGUACAACAUGUUUCCUGCACUCAUUGUAGUUACUCUCUGACCUCAAGAUGAAGGUCACACAAGGCCCAAAAUGUGAAGCUGAGAUAGUUAAAGGUACUCAGAUCAUUAAAGAUGUUGAGGGGGAAUAGCAUGUGAAAUAGUAUUUGAAUUCCUCAAAAUCAUGGAACUGUUGCAUGUCAUGCGCCACUCAAAUGUCAGAAGACGUUCCUGUGAAGUGUUGGACAAUCUGCUUGGAUCCCAGCUUGGAUCCCAGCUUGGAUCCCAGCUUCCUGCACAAGAACAUUUAUAGAGCUAUCAAGAUUACCAUGUCUGCCUUCUUCAGGACUGUUCCCUAUGUUUUGAUCUCUUGUGGUUAGGAUGUGAUUAGUUGAUUGGUGACAGAACACCUCCCUGUUGACUAUGGUUGUUAUGUUUCAUCAGAUACAAACCAUUUGAUUUUUGCAGUUGUCUAAGAUUAUUGUGUGUGUGGGGUGGGGGGGGGGGGGGAGUAAUUCCUGAAAAUGCACAAAAUACAGCUAAAAUUAGCGAAGAAAAACAUGAUAUGACUUAAAAUAUGAGUAAAAUAUGAACAUAUUGUGUCUCAAACAAAAAUUCCAGACAACCCCCUCCCCCAUUUUUUCAAGAAUAUAUUUGGUCUUUCUAUGAAGGUGAACCAGGGAACAUGAUUGCCUCCCUUGAAGGGUUACUCUGAAUAGUCUUUAGCUGUGGGAUCUGACCAUGAUGGCCAUGUAUAUGAAUUAGCAUCAUAGAACUUGCUUGCUAAAGGGGAGACGCCAGGAGAUUAAUCCGACUUGUACUUGUUCAUUCAUUAGAAUUAUUUCAUACAUUGACCGAGGCAGGGUGAAAUAAAUAAAGCUGGUUGGUCUGUUGAUGGGUACAGAUGGCCUUAUAAGGUUCACCCUUGCACUCGACAGUGUUACCACCACAUCAAUAUCACAUGACAUAAUUAAUGAAUGAAUUAUUUUGGCAAAGGGGAUGCUAUGGAAAUAAAUAUAACAUUUCACCA
Haliotis rufescens (red abalone) is the source of this 10361-nucleotide messenger RNA. RefSeq names its product eukaryotic translation initiation factor 5B-like. Gene Ontology annotation, molecular function: GTP binding; GTPase activity; translation initiation factor activity. The record is from RefSeq and is a predicted model, not a curated record. The transcript is spliced from 25 exons. Bases 164 to 3802 code for a protein of 1212 amino acids. NCBI's taxonomy places the organism in Eukaryota, Metazoa, Mollusca, Gastropoda, Lepetellida, Haliotidae.